Messenger RNA from Lycium barbarum (goji berry), 1526 nucleotides. Its product is annotated as premnaspirodiene oxygenase-like. The record is from RefSeq and is a predicted model, not a curated record. Bases 1 to 1512 code for a protein of 503 amino acids. NCBI's taxonomy places the organism in Eukaryota, Viridiplantae, Streptophyta, Magnoliopsida, Solanales, Solanaceae. Gene Ontology annotation, molecular function: heme binding; monooxygenase activity; iron ion binding. The transcript is spliced from 2 exons.
AUGGAGUUUCAAUAUUUGAUUUCUUUCUUGGUAUUCAUGUCCUUCCUCUUCCUUCUAGUUCAAAAAUGGAGGAAGUCGAAAACCCUACUGCCUCCAGGCCCGUGGAGGCUACCUAUUAUUGGAAGUGUGCAUCACUUGACAAGUGGACUACCACAUCGAGUUCUCAAAAACUUAUCACAAAAAUAUGGCCCCAUUAUGUACUUACAGCUCGGGGAAGUUCCCACAGUAGUUGUAUCUUCCUCACACAUGGCCAAACAAAUCCUAAAAACUCAUGACCUCGCUUUAGCAUCUAGGCCAGAAACCAUGAUGGGGAAAAUUAUUUGUUACAACUGUAAGGACAUUGCCUUUUCUCCAUAUGGUGAUUACUGGAGACAUAUGCGUAAAUUGACUGUCCUGGAGCUACUUAGUGCCAAGAUGGUCAAAUCCUUCAGCCCAAUUCGACAAGAUGAGCUCUUAAAUCUCCUAUCAUCCAUCAGAUCGAUGGACUUAGAGUCGCCAAUCAAUUUAGUAGAAAAGCUUUUAUGGUUUAUGAAUGCUGCGACAUGUAGGUCAGCAUUUGGGAACGUGUGUAAAGAUCAAACUCAGUUGAUAAAAUUGAUCCAUCAAGCACAAUCAUUAUCCGGUGGAUUCGAGUUGGCUGAUUUGUUCCCUUCGAAAAAAUUUCUACAUGGGCUUAGCGGGAUAGAAUCUAAACUAAUGAAAGCUCGUAAUAAGAUAGAUGCAAUCUUGGACAACAUUAUCAAUGUGCAUAGAGAGAAUCGUGCAAAUGGAGGAAGUUGUAAUGGUGAGUGUGGAGUUGAAGAUUUGGUUGAUGUUUUUUUAAGAGUCAUGGAGAGAGGGGAAUUUCCAGUUUCCCUAACAAAUGACAACAUCAAAGCAGUAAUUCUUGAUAUGUUCGUAGCAGGAUCUGACACAUCAUCUUCAACGGUUAUUUGGGCAUUAUCAGAAUUGAUGAGAAGUCCGAGUGUCAUGGAAAAAGCACAAGCAGAAGUGAGAGAAGUCUUUAAGAGAAAGAAAACAUGUAAUGAUGAUACUGAUCUUGAAAAGCUUAAUUACCUCAAGUUAGUAAUCAAAGAGACACUCAGGUUACAUCCUCCAACUCCUUUGCUGGUCCCGCGAGAAUGCAGGGAGGAAACACAGAUAGAUGGAUUCACUAUACCGUUGAAAAGCAAAGUCAUGGUUAAUGUGUGGGCAAUUGGAAGAGAUCCCGAGAGCUGGGAGGAUCCUGAAUGUUUUAUACCGGAGAGAUUUGAGAACAAUUCUAUUGAGUUUACUGGAAAUCAUUUUCAGUUUCUUCCCUUUGGAGCGGGAAGACGAAUGUGUCCAGGAAUACAAUUUGGUUUAGCUCUUAUUACUCUGCCGUUAGCCCAUUUGCUUUACAAUUUUGAUUGGAAACUUCCAGAAGGAAUUAAUGCAAGGGAUUUGGACAUGACUGAGGCAAAUGGAAUAUCUGCUAGAAGAGAGAAUGAUCUUUACUUGAUUGCUACUCCUUAUGUAUCUCCUCUCGAUUAACUCUGAAAUUUUGU